AUGGAUAGGAAGGGCAAGGGCUGUCAAAAGAUUGAGAUGGUGAAGAUGAGUAACGAAACCAACCUCCAAGUAACUUUCUCAAAACGAAGAGCUGGUCUUUUUAAGAAAGCUAGUGAAUUGUCCACUCUUUGUGACGUUGAUAUUGCGAUGAUUGUUUUUUCCCCUAGUAAGAAGGCUUUUUCUUUUGGUCAUCCUUAUGUUGAAAAAGUGAUUGAAGAUUUCAUUUGUGAUAAUCCUCCACGAGAUACUUCAGGAGCCAUGACACACAUUGAGACUCACCGUAACUCAAGGAUACAUGAGCUCAAUAUGAUCCUCACACAGGUUAUCAAUCAAUUGGAAAUCGAGAAAAAUCGCAAUGCAUAG
This is a messenger RNA of Carica papaya (papaya), 363 nucleotides long. NCBI's taxonomy places the organism in Eukaryota, Viridiplantae, Streptophyta, Magnoliopsida, Brassicales, Caricaceae. The record is from RefSeq and is a predicted model, not a curated record.